GUGGAAAACUUUCAACCAUUAUAUUCGUGGAGUUUGUGUGGUUCAAGAAGGUGAAAUUGCUGAAAUUGCAUUGAAAAAUAUCGGUGAAAUAUUCCAUGUGCAACUUGGAGAGAUAUACCGAUUAUAAUGGGCGACUUAUUUUAAUUUUUUAGGAUUUUAUUAUCGCUUGUUACGUAUGUUCAAUCUAGUAAACAACCAUAUUUGAAUUCGAAACCGACCGCUGAACGUUGCGAUCGGUGAUUGGCCGGGAGACAAAAGACGAUCGCGUUAUCAUAUCCGGUGAGGUCGAAGCGGCGGGACAGGCAGCAACACGGAAUCGCUCCAUUUAUUUCGAGUUUUAUUGUUGAAAUAUUGUGCGACAGACUCUAAAUUGUUACAAAAUAUCGAUCUGUAGUUGCUAUCAUCGAACUGGGACGAGUGCGGACUUCUUAGCAACAUUUGAAUAGUGUGUAGUGCAGUUCAGUGUGCAUAGACUUGAGUGCCAAGACUUUAGUGCUAAGACUUGUGUGCGAAAAGAGUGUUUGCAUGGAGACCAAGGAAACUGAUACAAAGAGGAUGGAACUUCUUGGAAAUGGCUACAGUAUGCAGCGUAUCCAGAAGAAGAAAAUCAACUUCGGCAGAGUCAGUGAGUCGCAUGCUUUGACUUUGCUGUCUAACUUUCCUCAAUCUUUUCUAUCGCGUGGCAUGGUGGUACCAAUGUUUCAUUUUAUUUGUAUAACCAUUACUUAUUUCAAUAUACAUGAGCUCUUUUCCCCUGAUAAAACUAUUUAUUGGUCAAGUUUGUCGAGUCAUUAUAUCAUUCCAAAAUCUAUAGAUUAAUCUUUUCAAAUAUUACAAUAUAUUCUGAUAUUUCAUUCAUUUCUUGAGAGCCAACUUAAAUUCCAUAAAUUCUGGAUAGGAUGUACUAACCCUUUCUUUCCCUACAGUGAAACUCAUCAAAGUAAGUCCUGAACCACGUUGUAUGAUUGAUGCGUACUGAAUGAUUGUGUUGGUGAAAAUGUGAUUCGCAAUUAAAUAUAGGUGGUAUAGGUAGGAUGCGGUAGGCCGGGUGCUGAAUGUAGUUCGAGCUGAAUGUGUGCGCUAGUAAUAAUUAGAAUCUCAAGUUGAGAUGGAUUUGGGAACAUCGGUCUCAACUUUGGGGUUCCACCGAAUCGAUUCGUUGAGUCGGGGGGGCAAACACAAAUAUGGGUAGGAAGGAAUCGCGAACGGUCAGGCAGGUAGUUUUUAAGCGGACAUGCGUAUUCGUUCCACAGCGUCCUACAAUCGCAAAUAUUUGGCACGAGCUUUUCUUAUCAAUACCACUUGUUCCCAGUAUUAAAUUCAUCUCACUAAUAUCCCUGUAUUGAGUCUCAGAAGUCAUGGAGUUUGCAUAAUUAUCUACCAGAAAUUAGAUUCACACUUGGAAUGAUUAACUUCUUCUUUGUAUACAACUUUAGUGUUCAGAAUUGAAAAUAAAGCCAAGCGAUUGUUGGACUGGGCAACAUGCUGUCCCUUAGCUCUGUGUUAACGUGGAGCACAGAGUUGAGAGGACAUGCUGAGCCUGAAGCCAACGCGUCGAAGAGGAUCGCCGACCACCAUGCUACCAAUUCUUUAUUAUGCUUCUACUUUUUCCUCUUUCCUUUCUUUUGUCUAUCAGCUACAUAUUUUCUUCUCGCUUUUUAUGCAUGUGUUUGAGUAGUUCAGAGUCUCGCAGCUAGCUUGCAAUUAGAGCUCAGACUCGAAACUUUGUACCAGUCUGUUAACAUAUACUCAUAUGAUACUGCUGAAUGUUUCAGAUCUUCCAGUGAAAGGAUUUAGCCUACCAGAGAUCUCCAAUUAGAAAAUACUUGUUCCCAUGAAUAUCUCAAACUAAUCUGAUCUGCUGUGUGUUUCAGGUCUCCCAGUGAGCGGGGUCUUUGUCGAUGAAGUCCUCGGAUAAGACAAAUUUUUGCCUUAGUAUUAUUUCCUUACUAAUCUGAUUUGCUGUGGAUUUCAGGUCAUCGAAGUUAGCGAGGCGUUUCCCUGAGAAAACCUCGACCACGAUGGAUGUGUGCCAAGCAAUGUUUUUGUUGUAAUAGGGAAUGCUGAAAUGUUACAGAUCUUGAAGCUCACAGUACAAUCUGAUACAAGUUGAGUGACUACUGAUAAUGCAAGACCAGAUGCAGAACUGGUGAGCAAUUAAUGCUGCACAACACAGUUACUGCAAGCCGCCGCGAUGUGGCCUGGGACGCUGCCGUUGGUGGUGUUGUUAACGGCGCUGCUACAUCCAUCAAGAUCGAUCAAGCCUAACUUCAGGGAGGUGGAGAAAAGGGUCCUGGACGAAAUUCUUGGACCAGGAAGUUACGAUGCCCGUAUUCGUCCGAGUGGAGAAAACGGGACUGAUGGGCCGGCCAUUGUCCGGGUUAACCUGUUUGUACGAAGCAUUGCAACAAUUAGUGACAUCAAGAUGGAAUACUCCGUGCAGCUGACUUUUCGAGAACAGUGGCUGGACGAACGACUCCGGUUUGACGACCACGACGGACGGCUGAAAUAUCUCACGCUUACGGAGGCGAACAGAGUAUGGAUGCCUGAUCUGUUCUUCUCGAAUGAAAAGGAAGGACAUUUUCAUAACAUCAUUAUGCCAAAUGUGUAUAUACGAAUUUUUCCCUACGGCUCAGUUCUUUACAGUAUAAGGAUAUCUUUGACGCUCUCUUGUCCCAUGGAUCUCAAACUCUAUCCAUUGGAUCGGCAAAUUUGCUCACUUAGGAUGGCCAGCUACGGAUGGACAACCGACGAUCUAGUAUUUUUAUGGAAAGAUGGCGACCCGGUACAAGUCGUUAAAAAUUUACACCUACCUAGGUUUACGUUGGAAAAAUUCUUGACGGAUUAUUGCAACAGUAAAACAAAUACCGGGGAAUAUAGCUGCUUGAAGGUCGAUCUUCUCUUCAAAAGAGAAUUCAGUUACUAUUUGAUACAGAUUUACAUACCAUGCUGCAUGUUGGUUAUCGUAUCUUGGGUGUCUUUUUGGCUCGACCAGAGCGCUGUCCCGGCAAGAGUUUCCCUAGGUGUGACGACUCUGCUGACAAUGGCGACACAAACUUCAGGAAUAAACGCGUCACUACCUCCAGUUUCAUACACAAAGGCGAUCGACGUUUGGACGGGCGUUUGCCUGACGUUUGUGUUUGGUGCACUUUUAGAAUUUGCUCUUGUUAAUUACGCUUCACGUAGCGAUAUGCACCGCGAGAAUAUGAAGAAAAAAUUUCGGGAAAUGGAGACCUCGUCCAUCGAUCCCGGGGCAGAACCCGAACCGGACGGGGCCACGACUUUCGCAAUGGUAAGGGGGACGGAAGUGCACGCUGACGAUUCGGAAUCCCUUUCUCUUCUCCUACGGUCUCGAUUGACUUUAUGUCGUGUUUUUCAGAAGCCGUUGGUCGGUCACGAAGGUGACUCGAUGACACAGUGCGAAGUACACAUGAAACAGCGGCCAAAAAACUGCUGCAGGUCGUGGCUGUCCAAGUUCCCAACGCGGUCCAAGCGCAUCGACGUCAUAUCUCGGAUCACCUUUCCCCUCGUGUUCGCUCUGUUCAACCUCGCGUAUUGGUCAACGUACCUUUUCCGGGAGGAAGCGGAGGGCGAGUAAACGUUGAGGAGGAAAUACUCGGAUCUAGGGACGUGGCACGCGGCCACCCCCAUACCCAUAAUAUUGCCCAUCACAACCACCAUCAGCAUUCGCCAUCCUAUCACCACCAUCAUCAGUACAAUCAGCAACGGCAUUUGCAGCAUCGGCAUCACCGACACAUUCUCCAUCAUCAGGAUCAGCUAAGUUCGCAUCAAUUGGUUAAUUCUAUAGUAUCGUCUCACCACCACGACGCCGUAGGUUCGUUUCCUUCGUCAGCUAUACCCGGUAUCGUAGGAUCCGUCGAUCUUCAACACGGACACUGUCGUUCCCGUAAUUCGUCGUCGAUGCAUCAGACGUCUCCGUCUUUGUCCAGAUCGUCGGCUUCGACGCCGUCACCUACGGUGAUGUCCUCUCCGUCGCGGCAACACCACAACAAUCGUCAACAUCAUCAUCAAUUUAAUCAUCGUUUUUCGCAGCUAUCUCUUGGCCAGACUGAAAAAUGUUGCUGGGGUUUGAUACCACGUAGAUGGUUCAAGUGCCGCGCCAAAGGCAGCGCAAGAAUCGACGUUUUUGCAAGGGUCGCAUUCCCCCUUGUAUUCGUACUGUUCAACCUCGCAUAUUGGUCAAUUUAUCUGUUCAGAGGUGACGAUUCUGCGAAAAUGAGGAACUAAAAGAUCACGCAGAAUCGACCCACGAUGAUGAUGAUGAUGAUAGCGACGACGACGACGACGACGACGACGACGACGACGACGAUGUUGAAAGAUGAUAAUUACGCCGAUUAAAAAUCAGGUGAGAGGUGAACAAUUUAUCGAAUUAUCUACGGAUUCACACGCAUUACCGUUUAACGAAAGCUGGCGAUUAUUCGAAAAAGAGAACAAAAAACCAAACAAAAAUAAAUAACAAUGGGAGAAUAUGUUAAUAAAAUAUUAAAACCUCGGGUAAUAAAAUUGGGUGACCGCACGCCACCGAUUGACGUUAGUGUAGUGGGCCCUGUAUAGCCACGGCCUGUUAACGACUAUAUAGAAGUAUACAUUUAAAUAAUAAUUAUAUAAAUAUACAUAUAUUAUGUAAUCACGAUUAUAUAAGAAGCGUUUUAGUUUGCAGCGUUUUCAUCAGAAUACCUAUAUAUAUUAAAAGAGAAGGAGGAAGAAAAAAGUAAAAAGAAAUCGAAAAAAAAAAUUAAAAAAAAAUUAUUAGUCACCGGUGAUAUGUACCACAAAUGCAGGAUUUCACAUCUUUCACUACGUAUCGAAUAUACAAUACAUAUUCAUAUUAUAUAUAUACAUGAAUAUAUGUAACGCACAUAUAUAUAAAUAUAUAUAUAUAUAACAUAAAUGAAAAGUACUGCAUUCAUCAUCUGCGGCAGAACGCAAGAACGUCAUCACCGUAUAUUUCUCAUCAAAUUUUUACAACAUUUACCGCAAAAAAAAAAUUAAAUUAUUAUAUCGAAGUAUUAAAAUUAUAUGAAUAAUAUUAAUAAUAUUAAUAAUAUUGAUAAUAAUGAUAUUAAUGAUAAUGCUAAUGCUAAUAGUAUGAUAAUAAAUGAUUAUCGAAUGAUGAGGUGUAUAUAUAUACAAAAACAGGAUUCCGCGAUGUUCUGAAGGAACAAAAAUCUUGCGUGGUCCAUAUCCCACUUUCGUAACCGUAUCGACGUUAUUUAGAAGAAAAAUCGUAAAAAAAAAAAGGAAAAAAACCCAACAAAAAAAGGAUAAGCGAGCGAUAACCGCGAAGAAGAAAUAAU
Athalia rosae (coleseed sawfly) is the source of this 5318-nucleotide messenger RNA. It is a transcript of the gene GluClalpha, whose product is annotated as glutamate-gated chloride channel. Gene Ontology annotation, biological process: chloride transmembrane transport; chemical synaptic transmission; nervous system process. Gene Ontology annotation, molecular function: transmembrane signaling receptor activity; chloride channel activity; neurotransmitter receptor activity. The record is from RefSeq and is a predicted model, not a curated record. Gene Ontology annotation, cellular component: neuron projection; synapse; membrane. NCBI's taxonomy places the organism in Eukaryota, Metazoa, Arthropoda, Insecta, Hymenoptera, Athaliidae. Bases 2195 to 3598 code for a protein of 467 amino acids. The transcript has 11 exons.